Molecule: messenger RNA, 791 nt
Organism: Cyphomyrmex costatus
Lineage: Eukaryota; Metazoa; Arthropoda; Insecta; Hymenoptera; Formicidae
Product: trypsin-4
Exons: 7
Coding region: 1-786 (261 amino acids)
Biological process (GO): proteolysis
Molecular function (GO): serine-type endopeptidase activity
Source: RefSeq, a predicted model, not a curated record
AUGUCGAAAAAAGUCAUCUUAUUAUUCUACAUACUUUUAGUAGUUGAAGUAUACACUGUUAAUACCGAAAAACAUGAAUAUGUGGACAUCAUGUGGUAUCCGUAUCAUGUAUCGAUCCAGAUAGCCGGACGACACGUUUGCAGCGGCGCAUUCAUACAUGAAUCGUGGAUUAUGACUGCGGCAUCCUGUGUUUUUAGUGCAAAAUCAUCGACAGUAUCUGUACACGUGCGUUCCUCUUCUACCUCCACGGAUGGCGAUGUAUUAGAAAUAGAUAAUAUUGUGGUGCACGAAUAUUUUGAUAAAUAUGUAUACUACAACGAUAUAGCAUUGAUGAAGGUACGUAUCUCCAUUCAAACAUCUCACGCGUCUCUAAAGAGUCCUGCAGAGUUUGGAGAAAAGUUGCUUCCUAUCGGACUGCCAGAAAAUGAAGAACUCCAAGAUGGAGCCCAUUGUGUCGUGACUGGCUGGAAACGAAGUCGGGGGACUAGCCCAAGUGGAGCUCAGCUUGAGGCGGCCGCUGUGACGAUCGUAAAUCAACGUACGUGCGAGGCGAUGAUGCCGAGCUACAAGCCGCUAUCUAAGGAUAUGUUGUGCGCCACUAACGCGACUCGCCGGUCGGAAAGGUGUCAGGCUGAUGUAGGUGCGCCUCUAGUGUCGGAGCAGAUGCUGAUUGGCAUACUAUCCUACGGAUUAGGUUGCGAAACCGGGAUACAUCCAGAUGUCUAUACUCGUGUCAGCAGCUAUUUAUCUUGGAUCUUUACGAAUACUGGCAUGUCUUAUGAAUAAGGCAC